Rhodotorula toruloides NP11 is the source of this 906-nucleotide messenger RNA. Its product is annotated as IBR finger domain containing protein. Gene Ontology annotation, molecular function: ubiquitin conjugating enzyme binding; zinc ion binding; ubiquitin protein ligase activity. Lineage: Eukaryota; Fungi; Basidiomycota; Microbotryomycetes; Sporidiobolales; Sporidiobolaceae. The coding region runs from base 1 to 906 and encodes 301 amino acids. The record is from RefSeq and is a predicted model, not a curated record. The transcript has 4 exons. Gene Ontology annotation, biological process: protein polyubiquitination; positive regulation of proteasomal ubiquitin-dependent protein catabolic process; ubiquitin-dependent protein catabolic process. Gene Ontology annotation, cellular component: cytoplasm; ubiquitin ligase complex.
AUGGCCGACGACGUCCUCGAGUCGCUCCGCACGGCCACACAGCUGUCGCUCGCCGACCUGCGCGACCUGCAGGCACUCGCCUCGAGUUCCCCUCGAUACGGCUCAUCCGAGGACGAGCAGCUCGCCUACAACCUCUGGAAGGAGGAGUUGGAGCGCUUCACGGUUACUCUUGCGGACAGGCAAGUCGCGCAAGACUUGCAGACGGCGCUCCGGACGGGCCAGACACUCGAGCAGAGGGAACAGCGCAGCGCCAGGCUUGCUGCAACUGCGCACCCGUACCGCCGCAAGACACCCGACUCCGCGUCGACUUCCGCUGUCCCUUCGACUGUCCCGCUCGCCUCUACCUCCGGAGCCCUCGGUCACGCUCAGAGGCUUGUCUCUUCGACGCCGUAUUGCAUCUCGUGCGCGGACGAAGUCAAUGGCGACGCCGCGAAGGCAACCUGCGGCCACUUGUUCUGCCGUCCUUGCCUCGUCCGCCUCUUCCGCCUUGCCACGCGCGACGAGUCCCUCUUCCCACCUUCUUGCUGCAAGACUCCUAUCCCUAGCACCCUCGCCAUGCCUCUGCUCGACGUCGAAGACGGUAAGGCGUACAGGCGCGCGGUCCAAGAGUACAGCACACCCAGGCGUCUCUACUGCUCGAACGGCAAGUGCGCCGUGUGGCUCGGCGCACUACCAGCUUCGAAGCAGGAUGUUGCGUGCGGGAAGUGCGGAAGGGUGACUUGCUCGGCUUGCAAGGCGCCUGCUCACGAUGCCAAAGUCGCUUGCGCAGACGACCUAGACGGAGACGCCGCGCUCAAGCUUGCUGCUCAAGUCAACGGCGUUCGCUGCCCAAAGUGCCAUCGAGUCGUCGAGCGGAAUGGUGGUUGCCCGCACGUGACUGACCUCCAGAUCCCGGCGCCUGGCUGA